Messenger RNA from Cavia porcellus (domestic guinea pig), 1270 nucleotides. RefSeq names its product olfactory receptor 2T29-like. Gene Ontology annotation, biological process: G protein-coupled receptor signaling pathway; detection of chemical stimulus involved in sensory perception of smell. Bases 5 to 1270 code for a protein of 421 amino acids. The record is from RefSeq and is a predicted model, not a curated record. Gene Ontology annotation, molecular function: olfactory receptor activity; G protein-coupled receptor activity. Gene Ontology annotation, cellular component: plasma membrane. The transcript has 3 exons. Lineage: Eukaryota; Metazoa; Chordata; Mammalia; Rodentia; Caviidae.
CCUCAUGGACUUUACCACCUGGAGCUCCAACUCCACAGAGCAGUCUGGUUUCAUCCUGGUGGGACUCUUCCGUCAAUCCACACACCCAGCUCUGCUGUGCCUGGCCAUCUUUGUGAUCUUCCUGAUGACUUUGUCUGGAAAUGUACUCCUGAUCUUUCUGAUUCACUCUGACACUCACCUCCACACCCCCAUGUACUUUUUCAUCAGCCAGUUGUCUCUCAUGGACAUGAUGUACAUUUCCACCACUGUGCCCAAGAUGCUCCUGGACCAGGUUCUGGGUGAGAAUAAGAUCUCUGCCCCUGAGUGUGGGAUGCAGAUGUUCCUCUACUUGACAUUAGUUGGUUCAGAGUUUUUUCUUCUGGCAGCCAUGUCCUAUGACCGCUACAUGGCCAUCUGCCAUCCCCUGCGUUACGCUGUCCUGAUGAGCCACAGAGUGUGUCUCCUCCUGGCAUCUACCUGCUGGUUCCUGGGGUCAGUGGAUGGCUUCAUGCUGACACCUGUGACCAUGACCUUCCCUUUCUGUGGGUCCCGGGAUAUCCAUCACUUCUUUUGUGAAGUCCCUGCAGUGACAAAGCUCUCUUGCUCAGAUACCUCGCUUUACGAGAUGCUCAUGUACCUGUGCUGUGUCCUCAUGCUCCUCAUCCCUGUGACAGUCAUCUCCAGCUCCUACACCUUCAUCCUCCUCACCAUUCUCAGGAUGAACUCGGCAGAGGGCAGGAAGAAGGCGCUGGCCACCUGCUCCUCCCACAUGACUGUGGUCCUUCUCUUCUACGGUGCUGCUGUCUACACCUACAUGCUCCCCAGCUCCUACCACAGCCCCCAGAAGGACAUGGUAGUGUCUGUGUUUUACACAAUCCUCACUCCCGUGUUGAACCCCUUAAUCUACAGUCUUAGGAACAAGGAUGUCACAGAAGCUCUCAGAAAAAUGUGCAGUGUGAAAAUUGCCUUUCCAGACAUGCUUCCCGCACUGCAGGUUGUCAGAGCUGAAAACCAAUUGGCAAAAGGUGCUGAGGAUGAGACCGACAUCUCAGAAAAGUUUCAGUCCAGGAAGGAAGCACACAGUGCUACAGAGACCAUCAAGGCAAGCCAACUUGGGAAGGGCAAGAGCUUGACAGAAUUCCCCCAGGUCCCUUGGAAAACUCAAGUGCAGGCUGGGAAAAUAACUGGCCUGUGUUCAGGGCUCUUCAGUGUCCGGUAUAUUUUUGAGAGUGGUUUUGCUGUGCUGCUGUACUGCUCUGGCACAGGUGGCACAGCUGUGGCUGUCAGCUGA